AGGUUUCUGAAAUUUAAUUUCUAAUCUUUACAAGUUGCCAAAAGAUUAGGGAAGACGCCAGAAGCCAGGUGGAAUCCCACCCACCGAGGGGAACACUCCCACAGAAUUCGAAAAAAGCGACGAAAGUUUUAUGUUCCUUUCUUAUUGGUGCAAAGUGCAAACAAAAGCAGAUUGUUCAGAUUCUCCGUCGCAAUUACCGGCAUCACCUUCCCGGCGGGCACGCUCCGACAGAUAUGAAGAAGGAUAAGGCGGUUUUAAUAGAAAGCCCUAGCACAAAUGAAGCAGACGAAAAUCAAGAUGAUGCUGCCGAAAGUAAUGCUCCAGCUCGUCGUUUCUCCACCCGAAAUGCUUCUUCCAAAUACGAUUUCGUUAAGGUGAAAGUAUGGCUAGGUGACAAUGCCGAUCACUACUAUGUUCUCUCUAGAUUUUUGCUCAGCAGAAUGCUCACUGUCACUAAGAUACCAAAUCACGUGGCUAUCAAAAUUGCUCUUGAGCUUAAGAAGCUUCUUGUUGACAACAGCCUACUCGAUGUCUCACAAUCAGAUUUGGAGGCAAACUUGUUCAAGCUUAUGGAGCGAAGAGGUUUUGGACAAGAGUAUAUAAACCGUUAUAAAAUGAUUACGAGAUUUCACCAUCUGAGAGUUCCUUUGGUAAUUCUUGUUUGUGGUACUGCUUGCGUUGGAAAAUCUACUAUUGCAACCCAGCUUGCACAAAGGCUGAACUUGCCAAACGUCUUGCAGACUGACAUGGUGUAUGAAUUGCUACGGACAUCAACAGAUGCACCUUUGGCAUCUUCUCCUGUAUGGGGACGCGAUUUCAGCUCACCAGAGGAGAUAAUAACCGAAUUUUGCAGAGAAUGCAGAAUAGUAAGGAAAGGUUUGGCUGGUGAUUUGAAGAAAGCUAUGAAAGAUGGAAAACCAAUUAUAAUUGAGGGGAUACACCUAGAUCCUAGUAUUUACCUAAUGGAUGAAGAGAAUAAAUUGCCCCCGUCUUCUCCAGCAAACCAAGCAGGGCCAAAAUCUCUGAAGGUGGACGAACAGAAGGAAUUACAACAGAAAAACAAUUGUAAUGUUGGAGACAGCAGUCGGAGUGGCCACAAGGAUUGCUGUUCUGAGGAUAUGAAUUCAGAACAAUCUUCUGAGUCAAACAAGAUCACAGCUGCUCUGAAAUCCUUGGACAUUGUUAAUAGAGUUUCUGAAAAUACGGGUAAUGCAGGUGAAACAGUUAAAGAUUCAGGAGCAGACCAAAAUCCUUCUCAUAGAAGAGAAAAAUCUGGUGCUCAACCAAUAAUUGUACCUAUAGUUUUAAGGAUGGCUGAGUUUGACCAUAAGGCAUUGCUGGAGGAGUGGGUAGCUACUCGUACAUGCAGUGAGAAAUAUCCUACCCAGGACAAAGAUAAAUUGAUAACUAACUUGAAGACUAUACAGGACUAUCUCUGUUCGUUUACGUCACAGGGUUUAACAGUUGUAAACAUAUCAGCUACAACUUUUCCUCAAACAUUGGAUUGGCUGCACAACCAUCUUCUACAGUGUAUCGAGCAUGGUACAGCACAUGUUUCUAGGGGGAACAAUGAGCAGAUAGUCAAAGACUAGAUUACUGGCAGCCAUAUUCUUGAUGAACAAGGUACUCAGCCAACUAUUAAGUCCGUCUACUACCUUUGCAGAUGUAUAAAGCUUUGCAUGGUAGAUCUAUUUCACCUUUGCAUGAGCUGCACAGAAGCUGUCUCUACCAUAUGGUUUUUUGUGUAGUUCAUUCAGCCAAGGGCAAUCCUGCUCUGUUUUGAAAGUUUGACUACCUGAGAAGUCUUAAGCUGUUAAGAGUAACAUCAUCUUGUAUCUUCUGUUGCCUUUAAGGCGCCCAUAAUUUACAUCUACCACCUGAAUGAGAAGAAUGUGUAGACAGUUUUAUAGUACAACUCUUUUUGUUUCA
This is a messenger RNA of Nicotiana tabacum (common tobacco), 1929 nucleotides long. RefSeq lists its product as uncharacterized. NCBI's taxonomy places the organism in Eukaryota, Viridiplantae, Streptophyta, Magnoliopsida, Solanales, Solanaceae. The record is from RefSeq and is a predicted model, not a curated record.